CCACACCCACCAUCGCCUGUGCUCCCCACCCAUCACCCUCACCAACAGCACCCCAGCCAGGCCGGGCCCCACCGGCCCCCAUCACGCUGCCACCCCCGGCCCCUUUCUGCCUACAACGGCCACAGCCUCAACGGUCACAGCAGCAGGAGCAGCACACCAGGCACCAAGCCCCACGGGCCCCCUGCUCCCUCUCUGCACCUCCCCCAUCACCCGCCACCUCCUGCGGCAGCAGCAGCAGCAGCCUCCACCUUCCCGCUGCCCUUGGCGGCUAACCAGAGCACCCCCCACAGCUUCCCCCCUGCCUUGCAGUCCUCGCCGCACCCACAUCACCCCAAUAUGUUCGCUCCUCCAGCGGCCUUGCCUCCACCACCACCACUUACGUCUAGCACCCUGCCAGUAGCCGGACAUCCUGCUGCUGGGACUGCCUACUCAGAGCAAGAACUUUUGCGCCAGGAGCUCAACACCCGUUUCCUGGCCUCCCAGAACGCCGACCGUGGCGCCUCGCUGGGCCCUCCGCCCUACCUGCGCACAGAGUUCCACCAGCACCAGCAUCAGCACCAGCACCAGCAUCAGCACCAACACACCCACCAGCACACCCACCAGCACACCUUCACGCCCUUCCCCCACGCCAUCAUGCCCACCCCGGCACCGCCCAUGGUGCGUACCCCUGCCAGAAAUUUUGAAAAAUACCCAACAAAAGUGGACCCCUUCUACAGACACAGUCUCUUCCACUCCUACCCACCGGCCAUGUCUGGCCUUCCGCCCGUCAUCCCCCCGACCGGGCCCUUCGGCUCGCUGCAGGGCGCCUUUCAGCCCAAGACCUCUAAUCCACUCGAUGUGUCCAGACCAGGAGGCGUCCCACACACAUUCUUACAGAAGGACCCCAGGCUAACGGAUCCGUUUCGGCCCGUUCUCAGGAAACCAGGGAAGUGGUGCGCCAUGCAUGUCCAUAUCGCCUGGCAGAUAUACCACCACCAACAGAAAGUGAAGCAGCAGAUGCAGGUUGACCCUCACAAGCUAGACUUUGGCCUCAAGCCUGACUUCCUGAGUCGACCUCCGGGCCCCAGCCUCUUCGGCGCCAUCCAUCACCCCAACGACUUGGCACGGCCCGCCACGCUCUUCUCCGCCGCAGGUCCCACACACCCAUCAGCAGGUCCUUUUGGUCAUCCGCCUCACCAUCCUGGAAACUUCCUCGCCCCGGCAUCUCACUUAGAACCUUUCGGUAGGCCUGCAUCAUUUGGCGGACUGGGAGCCCUCAGUUCAUCGGCCUUCGGUGGACUGGGCAAUCCAGCACUAACGGCCAACGCAGUGUUCGGCCAUAAAGAUGGCCCCAACGCACAGCAGCACUUCAACAGCGGCAGCAACGGCGGCCACCAGGAGCCGUGGAACCGGCUGCACCGCACGCCGCCCUCCUUCCCCACACCGCCACCAUGGCUGAAGCCCGGUGACUCUGAGAGGAGCGCCUCAGCCAGCUCGCACGAGAGGGACCGAGACUCUGACAAACGGGACUCAUCAGUCAGUAAAGACGACAAAGACAGGGACUCAGUAGAGAAGCGCCAUCCGAGCCAUCCGUCCCCAGUCCCUGUCAACCCCAUCAGCCUCCUGGGCCACACUCGGCCUCCCGAGCACCACAGGAACCACCUGCCCCCUGCUUCUGGAGAGCCUCAGAGGGACAAGGAGAAAGCCAAAGACAGGGAGAGGGAGCACUCAGACUCCUGGAAAGACAACGGCACGGAUGACCAUAAGCUCAAAGACAACCACCACAGCGACAAGGACACACCAGUCAUCCACGACGGCCGAGUGUCAGAGGACAAAUUGUCCAACAGGGGGACGCCAUCGCCCUACAUCCGGCAGACCAGCCUGGAACGUCCCAACGGCGGGCUGAGCAGGGAGGUCCUGGAGAAAAAGGUAGAUCUGCCAUACGAGCACCAGAAAAAGAACAGCGAGGUGAAGGUGAAGGAGGAGCGGAAGGAGGAGCAGGAUGGAGCCGCAGAGAGGGCAAUUGAGCACCCAACACAUGCACCCUCCACGCCGAACCUCCACCCUCCCUCCUCCAUGCCUAUGCCCAUGAGCAUGGCUGGCGUUCACCCCAUGAACAGCAUCAGCGGUCUGGAGAGAACUCGAGUGGUGGCUCCCUUCAUGGGUAUCAGCCCCAUACCAGGAGCUGACAGGUUCCCUUACCCUGCCUUCCACUGGGACCCAAUGAGGGACCCCUACAGGGGCCUGGACAUUCACAGACGGGACCCUUUGGCCAGGGACCUGUUGCUAAGGAAUGACCCUCUGCAUCGGCUGGCAGCACCUCGGCUCUACGAGGCCGAGCGCUCCUACAGGGACCGUGAGCCUCACGACUUUAACCGUGACCACAUCCACCCUCUGGCCCUGGAGCAGAGGAGGGAACACGAGCGUGCCCAUAUGGAGGAGCGCGAGCGCCUCAACAUGCUCAGAGAGGACUAUGAGCACGGGCGCCUCCACCCUGCGAUGCACCAUCCUGCCCUUGACGGACACCUGCCACACCCGGCCCAGGGCCUCAUGGCUCCUGGACUCCCAGGCAUGCACUACUCCAGGGUGAGUCCCUCGGCUGCAGCAGUGGCCGCAGCAGCCGCCGCCGCCCAUCAGAACGGUAUCCUGAACAAAACACCACCCACCGCCUCUCUGAGUGCACCGCCCCCUCUCAUCCCCACGCUGGGUGCCCGGCCCGGCUCACCCAGACGGACUACCCCCAUGGCCACAGAUAUCAGAGACAGACCGGCUCACAAAGACAUCGAGGCACGGUGAGCUGAGCAGACUCGGUGCCCCUGCAGCCCUGUGCCUCACUAACACUGAACUCACACCAAGCACUUAGCUUUGGGCAAAGCAAGACUGUAAAAUAGCUGUGAAUAACUUAUGUGGGCAGAGAAAUGCCCUCACAAUGAAUUGUUUUUAUAUAAAACUACAAAGAGACAAUAAUCAUGAAACAAAAAAAAAGAUUUUUCAAAGGUGUUUCCUCCGGUUUGCUCCAGCUUUUUGUGUGCAUUCUUUCUCCUGUAUGGCGAAGUGAGGCGGACUGAGAAUGAACAGUUUUGGAAUGUACAGGUACUUUAUCACUGACAGACAGCGAAGUGUGUAGAUAAUGUGUACAGUCUCUGUGUGGAUUCAAAAUCAUGGUACAAAUAUGCAAAAGGGUGUUUUGAAAGCUUUACGUUGAACACAUGUAAAUAGAGGAGUCCUACAGCAGUGAUUCAGAAUGUGCUUUUUGCUAUUUCCUUUUUGUUUUUUCAGUUGACGCAGCUGAUUAGCAUUGUACCAGAGACCCCAUGUUCAACUAUGCAACAAACGUCUGGGCUCCCUUUCUGAAAGCUGGCCUUCUCACCACUGACUGUGUAACAAUACGGACAAACAGCUGUAUUCUCUCCACAACUCAGACACACAUUGGGUCCACGCAAACAGAUACAAGCUUUAACUGAUCCACGCAGGGGUUGUAGCUCGCAAUUUGGAAUCAACAGAAACGUUAGGUUUUGAGAAGUAUUCUCUCUCAAAUAUGAUCAAUUGUAGUGACAAUCCAAGAAACAGUUGAAGGGAGGUAUUGCAUUUUAAAGAUUUUCAAUGUAAAAACAGCCAGCAGCACAAAUGUCAACUCUUUUUUUACCCCUCUCUUCCUUCUCUCAGUUAGGACCAGUGUUGUUCUGGGGAGAAUGCAGCACAUUUAACACCAUGACAGCACAUUUGCCCCACUGAAGGAGUGUAAAGUACAUGUUUUGGAAAUAGGUUCUGUUGGUCAAACAGUGUAUUAAAGUGCUUUCCUGAGUUGUUGUACCUACAAAAUCAAAAGACAAAAAAGCAAAGUCUACACUAUGGACAGUUUGUUUCUAAUGAGCAGAGAUCUAUUUUAGUAGUCCACUGAAGGUUUAGUUGUGCGCUUCAAACUCUGUGAUAUCAUGUCGUGCAGUGUUUUUUAUUCCAACAUAAAAAUGUCCACCGGAGCCAUAGUGGUUAGUCGAUGCGUAUUGCAAAAAGAUUGUUAAAUGAGAUUUUUUUUUUUUGCUGUUAGCCAUGUACAGGGAAAAAAGUGAAGUCUUUCUAGAUCAUGUACAAAAAAGAGAAAAAAAUGAAGCGACUGAAUCUUCAGCAUGCUCCUCAUUUAAACUUGUGUUAUGUAAAUUGUGCCAUGUUAUUAAAAAAUG
Molecule: messenger RNA, 4160 nt
Organism: Anoplopoma fimbria (sablefish)
Lineage: Eukaryota; Metazoa; Chordata; Actinopteri; Perciformes; Anoplopomatidae
Gene: auts2a
Product: activator of transcription and developmental regulator AUTS2 a
Exons: 13
Coding region: 337-2775 (812 amino acids)
Source: RefSeq, a predicted model, not a curated record